Molecule: messenger RNA, 1587 nt
Organism: Medicago truncatula (barrel medic)
Lineage: Eukaryota; Viridiplantae; Streptophyta; Magnoliopsida; Fabales; Fabaceae
Product: chaperone protein dnaJ 72
Exons: 3
Coding region: 162-758 (198 amino acids)
Source: RefSeq, a predicted model, not a curated record
CUGCCACGCCUCAAUUCUUCGCGCCAUGAAUCUUUCUUUCUCUCACACACAAUUUUGCCGAGAAAAUUCCCUCAAGAAACUGCAAGAAAAUUCAAAAACCCUAAAAUCAAAAUUCCAUUCCAAAAUCCAAUUCCAAUUAAUACAAAAACACCAAAAUCUCUAUGAUGGAUCAUUACAAGGUUCUAGGGUUAAACAAAACAGCGUCAAAAGAAGAAAUCAAAAUCGCAUUCAAGAAACUCGCGUUUCAAUUUCAUCCAGAUAAGCAUUCUCAAUCAUCUAAAUCCGUUAGAGAAAAUGCAACAAUUCGAUUUAAGCAGGUUUCUGAAGCGUAUGAGGUUCUCAUGGAUGAUCGGAAAAGGGCUGAGUUUAAUUACCGGUGGCGGGCAGGUGGUGGUGGAGGAAGUGGUGGUGCCGGUGGAAGUGCCGGUAACUAUUAUUAUCAGUCUCAGUAUAGUUAUGGAUAUGGUAGAAGUGGAAGUGGAAGUGGAAGUGGGAGUGGUUAUUAUGGUAAAAGUGGGUCUGGUGGUAGUGGUGGUUUUGGGGAUAAAUUUGGAGUUUUUAUUCGGAUUUUGACGGCGAGGUCUUCGCUUCUUAAUCUUGGAUUCGCAGCAGCUAUAUUAGGUGCGAUGGUUGUUGUUGAUUCAAGUGGAGAAUCUUUAUGGAAGAUGCAAAAUUCUGGGAAAUCUUUUGAAGAAGCCAUAAACACCAUUGAGAAAGCAAAAGUGUAUAAAAAAGACAACACGAAUGAACAUCCUUGAUUCCGUUCUCCGCUUCACUUGCCACUCAAAUGCUUCUUCACGUUUAAGAAAUAGUGAAUAAUGGAAGCUUUCAGUUUCGGGGGAUUGAUUGCAUGGAUAUAGUAUUCAUACGUGCAGCUGUUCUUCUGUCUGUAGUCUGUACCUUGUUGUCUCUUGCAGUUUGCCUCACUUAGUGGUCUCCCCUCCCUUCCCUAGUUACCUGUGCUAUUGCACUGCAAUCUAUAAUGUUAGUAUGUAUUCAAUAUACCGGAUAUUGGAUUCUCUGUAGUCACGCAGUCACAGAUUUAGGGAAUUAGAUUAAAUGCAGUAAGUGGUGGGUGCAGUUUGGUUCGUUCAGCACCUCUGAACUGUCCGAUCAAGAACGAACGCUUCAGGCCUUAAGAGAGUUUUUGAUUUUUUUUGAUUUAAUAUAUAAUUCUGAGGUUGAAAUCUGGACUGACCGAUUUUGAUCGUGAUCAGACGGCCUUGAGCUUGCCGACUGCAUGAUGACUACACCGACUUUUGACUGGACUCAAACCAAUUCCCAAAUUUAGGCGGUUUGAUGAAGAUCUGAUGGCUGAAAUCAGAUUUGUUGAAGUUGGAAUAAGAGCCAUAUGAUCGUCAUGCAAUGGUCGAGGUUUUUUUAACUGUGUGACUGCGUGUUUUUUCCUGAUUGCAGAGAAUUUGAGUCCAAUGUAGAAAGUAUACUUGUACAGUUGUACUUGUACGUGUAAAAGUAAAUCAAUGUGUAUGUAAAUUGAUUACAAUCCUGCUUGUACUUGUACUUUUACUGCAGAGAAUAUGAGAGCUUGUAUACUUGUUUAGUUCGCAUGUAGUUUCUUUCCUUUUA